Drosophila eugracilis is the source of this 1084-nucleotide messenger RNA. Its product is annotated as CD63 antigen. Bases 161 to 907 code for a protein of 248 amino acids. The transcript has 4 exons. Gene Ontology annotation, cellular component: membrane. The record is from RefSeq and is a predicted model, not a curated record. NCBI's taxonomy places the organism in Eukaryota, Metazoa, Arthropoda, Insecta, Diptera, Drosophilidae.
GGUAGCAAAGCUUAUGGUUACUCGUAAUUGUAAUCCUCUGUGAGCGUUCCGGCAAAUGGAAGAGGCUCUCAGUUGUUGUCCAACUGCCGUCACGUCAAACUACUAAAAUUGUUCACAUUCAGUGCCGGUGCCAGUGUCGUUACAAACUAAAUAAUAAACGAUGUCGCUUUUAACGGGCAGCGCCAAUGCGGUGAAAUACACGCUCUUUGGAUUUAACUUGAUCUUUUUGAUCACUGGCAUUAUUCUGAUUGCCGUUGGAGCCGGAGUCGGUGCCGUUUACACGGGCUAUGAACUCUUCUUGGCCGGCAAGUUCUUCUCGAUCCCCACAUUCCUGAUCGUGAUCGGAUCGUUCAUCAUUCUGAUCUCGUUCUUUGGCUGCUGGGGAGCCCUCAAGGAGAACUACUGUCUGGUGCUCAGCUUCUCGAUCAUGCUGGCCAUCAUCUUCAUCCUGGAACUGGCUGCUGGCAUUAGUGGCUAUGUCCUGCGCAACGAUGCCUCCACAUUGAUCAAAACGUCGCUUACUGAUUCCCUGCACGAGUACAAUGUAGUUGGUAAAAAUUCGACCACCAAACUUUGGGAUGACGUGCAGCGGGAAUUCGACUGUUGUGGAGUUACCUCCUAUACCGACUGGAACGUCACCUUGACCGAAGGCCAGCUGCCCAUCUCCUGCUGCGACAUUCCAGCGGGUACGGUGGGAACCUUCAGUUGCUCGGCCAAUGCGACCACCGAUACAACCCGCCAUGACAACGGCUGCCUCGACGGAUUCUCCAACUAUAUUUCCGCCCAUGCGGUCAGUCUUGGAGCUGCGGGUGUGGUCAUUGCAGUUCUUCAGUUCUUUGGAGUCAUCUUUGCCUGCUAUAUAGCCCGAGAGAUCAAGAUCCGAAAUGGCAUCACUGGCUUCAUGUAAGUCCAAGAUGACAUCGAUACCUGAUCUGUGAGGUGGGGAACAGGAACUGGAGAGGAUCAAAAACCCGCCUUUUAAUUUUAAGAAACUUCUAAAUUCGAUGGAUGUUCUAUAGUUCUAUAUUGACUUUUCCUUCUGCUUGUGUGAAUAAAAAAAAAUAUAUAUAAUUCUAAACAAAAA